AUGGAGCAAGAUGACGGCUCUGAACCAACCGCCUGGUUCCAGCCAUCCAUCACCACCACACGCCGCCGUAAUCCAUCAAUCGAACCGGUGAUUCUCAUCCUCCUCCUCCCAAUUCUUGUGUUGCUCCUCCUCUUCUUCUUCCUCCAUCCACUCCAAUCACAUAUUCCAAAAAUCAUCAAACCAACUUUUCUCAAAUCCACUUGGGAUUCACUUAACGUUUUCCUUGUAUUCUUUGCCAUUAUUUGCGGUGUUUUUGCUUCAACGACCAACAACACUUCGACGAUGGCAAACGCCACCAAUCCAGUGAACAAUCUCGUGCCGGAAAGUUAUGAGUAUGAGGAGCACGAGCAGGUUAAUGGUGGAUUAAUAAGAAGCAGCAGAUCGUACCCGGAUCUGAGGCGGGAAUCUGAAUCAUUGAGGGAGAAGGGCGAGAAUGGAAUAAGGUUUUACGAUGAUUCUGAGGUGGAUAUUCAGAAUUCUUCAUCGGUUAACAACCGUUCACCGCGGAUAGGAGGGGGAAAGGAGGAUAUAUAUCGAUAUGAAACGAUCUCCGGUGAUAUCCGCCACCGACCUCGGCGGAGGGAGGCAGAGGAAGUGCAUGCGGAGGGAAGUACUAAAAUCAGUCGAAAUGUGCCGGUGAGCAUGGUACAAUUGCGUCCUCUUUCACCUCCGACCCCACCGCUUUCCGUCAGCGUCAAGACAAGGAGGCGGAGAUCCUGUCGGAGUCUUGGGCGGGAUGAAACGGUCGAUGAUGUUACGAGCCGAAUUGACAAGAUACAGAUAGUAUCCCAAAAUCCUCCAUCUUCAACACUGCCUCCGCCUCCACCUUCGUUGGUGCCAUCGGAGCACCGAUUGCAUCAGAAGCGUGACAAACUUGAAGGGACAUUAAGUGACUCUACAUCGGAACUGGCUACGAAAAUAGAUUCAGUGGAUGAUCAGAGGAAGAGGAAGCGAAAAAGCAGACAGAAACCGACAAAUAUACAGCCGGUCACUCCGUCUAUACAGCCGCUGUUGCUGCCGCAUGCGCCUCCCGUUACGGUGGUUCCGCCGCCUCCACCACUUAGGACCAUUUUCAAUGCCAUAUUUAAGACCGUCCGUAAGACGAAGCGUUUUCCACCAAAAACCUCUCCACCACCAUCACCACCUCCACCUCCGCCAUCUUCAAUCAUCACGGGUUUUUUCAAAACUGGAACGAAAAGCAAGCAUAUCAAUUCCUCCUCCGUUAUUUCUCCACCUCGGAGGUCCACUGUUCCAGUAACACUGAAGCAAGAGUCCAAGCGUAUGAGCCAAAUCAAAUCUCCAUCUCCGCCGUUGCAACGGAAAACAGAAGCUCUCCGCCGGCGUUCUGCGGGCACAGACAAACCGCCUCUACCGACAAAAACAAGCAAUUUCUAUGACAGGGACGAUUUUCUUCUCAGCGGCCCACACUCGCCUAUGAUUCCAAUUCCAACCCCACCACCGCCAGCGAUGAAAUUCGAACUCCGAGGGGAUUCCGUUAAGUCAAGGAGCAUUCAUGAAUCUGUUUGUAGUUCACCGGAGCAUGGACCCGUUGAUUUCCGAUCACCAUCACCAUCAACAUCAACAUCAACAUCAACUGCGAUCGACGUUGGAGAUUCGUUUGGGCCCAGCCCAAUAUCUUUUCCUAGCCCCGACGUGAACGUAAAGGCUGAUAGUUUCAUUUCUAGGCGUAAAGAUGAAUGGAGAAUGGAAAACAUUAAAUUCAAUUAA
Lactuca virosa is the source of this 1728-nucleotide messenger RNA. NCBI's taxonomy places the organism in Eukaryota, Viridiplantae, Streptophyta, Magnoliopsida, Asterales, Asteraceae. The record is from the annotation of a GenBank genome assembly.